Sinocyclocheilus rhinocerous is the source of this 1622-nucleotide messenger RNA. RefSeq names its product matrix-remodeling-associated protein 8-like. Gene Ontology annotation, cellular component: cell surface; membrane. NCBI's taxonomy places the organism in Eukaryota, Metazoa, Chordata, Actinopteri, Cypriniformes, Cyprinidae. Bases 213 to 1583 code for a protein of 456 amino acids. The record is from RefSeq and is a predicted model, not a curated record. Gene Ontology annotation, biological process: cell adhesion; cell differentiation. The transcript has 10 exons.
UUGUUCGUGUUUAAUAGGGGCAGUCCAGGCGGAGAGAGAGUGAGUACUGAAGGUGGGUCAGUAGAGCAGCCUGCUGCUGAUGUCGCUGGUCGACAAACAGCAAGUCUUCCUUCGCGAUAGACGUUUGUUAGGUGAAUAAAAACCUGCAAAUUCGGCUUUAUACUGCUUUCCUCAACACAUCCUAGAGUGAAUAACCCAAGAUUAUAUCGGACAUGAAGAACUCGGCUGUGUCCUUGUGCGCUCGAGCGCUUUUCUUGGCUCAACUUCUGGCUUCAUUCCUCUUCAGCCCUGCCCUUUGUGUUUCAGCCCUAGGCCAAAGUGAUGGCAGUGGCGUGGUGGUGGCCAUGUACAAUAUCAGCGCCCCCAAGGGAUCUCAGGCGGUAUUGCAAUGUCAUAGUCAGCGCAUGGUGUGGACACAAGACCGCUUAAAGGAUCGCCAAAGGGUAGCGCACUGGGAUUUACUUCGUAGUGGCCCAAACCACGCAAUGGAACGUGUUAUAGACAUGUUUUCUGCUGGAGACCAGCGCAUCUACAAUGGCUACAACCAGGGACGCAUUAACAUGCCCAAGACUGCUUUUAAGGAUGGCAACUUCUCUUUGGUAAUCAAAGAUGUUGCAGUGAGUGACAAAGGAAUCUACUCCUGUAACCUGCAUCAUCAUUACUGCCACCUGUAUGAGUCAAUCAAAGUUCAGCUCAAUGUCACCAGAUCAGCACGUAAGGAGAGGCGGUUUUGGGACGGUCAGAAGGCAGUGUAUGUAGUUCUGGUGGGCAGCAAGGUGGUUCUCCCUUGCGUUAACCGCCGGCCCAUCUGGACAGAGAGCAACAGUCAGGAGGACCAACAACAAGUGGUGCACUGGGACCGUCAACCUCCAGGGGUCCGACACGACCGUGCCGAUCGGCUCAUCGACCUGUACGCUUCUGGUGAGAGGCGUCACUACGGACCACUGUUUGUUCAGCAAAAGAUGAAUAUUUCUGCCACAGCGUUCUCGCAGGGAGAUUUCUCCCUGACCAUCUCAGACAUCCAGCCCCUGGAUCAGGGACUAUACUCCUGUCAUCUCCACCAUCACUACUGCGGCCUGCACGAGAGACGCAUCUUCCAGCUUACUGUGAUGCCUCCAGUUCCUCAGAUACCUCAGGAACCCUCAGAUGAACCUCAAUAUCUUCCCAAUGAAGACCCAAACACCAACAUGGUAGAAGUGCCGCCACAUGUAAUCAAUGUCAUCUUGCCAGAGCAAAGGAAUCACUUCCUGCAGCAGCUGGGCUACAUCCUGGCAACUCUCCUCCUAUUGGCCCUUAUUGUGUUGGCUAUCGUUCUCCUGACACGUCAACGAAAAAGACAAGGCCUAGAUUUUGAUCCACGAAAAGUCGAAAGCCCACCUCUGCCGACGGUGACGUAUGUGGGCCACACAUCAUGUGUUAAGAAAGAAUGUGAGCGAAGAAUCGCAGAUGUGAAGUCAAGCAACCAAGAGGAGACGAAGUUGGAAUACAAGAACAAUCUACUGAAGGAAGCGGAAAUGUCCAAACUUUGCUCCCCAAAAGCCAUUGACCUGGACAGAGAGAUGGAGAAGCCAUCUUGGAAAUAAGAGGUACUUUGCCACUGGCUGGUCCAGGGGCAGAUUUGG